AGAACUGGCAGUGCCACCCUGAAAAUGCGGGAGGUCUGUCCUUAUCCGCGGUCCGGCAGUCCUCCCAGGGGCUCCCUCUGAGCUGGCUGAAUUUGCCAGGGAUUUAGGCAGUGGCGAGAAAUUAAGCUCGAAGAGCCUGCCAACGCCACAGUAAAAUAAAGGGCGAGCGGAAGAGCUACAGCCUGAUAUUGCUCAUUUUGUUACGUUGUCUUCAGCCCAGAAUUUGUAUGAUGAGAGUGAGAUGAUGGAUGCAAGGCGUCAGGUUGUGACUGUACUGAUUAACUCUGUAGCUGGAACAAGAAGUGUUUGUUUAAUGAAUGACUUAUCCAUUUAGGACUUACUUAGACCCUGAGGAUAAUCCUGUGAAUUGCAUGUUGCGACGAAAACCCACGCGACUAGAGCUAAAACUUGAUGACAUUGAAGAAUUUGAGAGCAUUCGAAAGGAUCUGGAGACCCGUAAAAAACAGAAGGAAGAUGUGGAAGUUGUAGGAAGCAGUGAUGGAGAAGGAGCCAUUGGGCUCAGCAGUGACCCCAAGAGCCGGGAACAAAUGAUUAAUGGUCGAAUUGGUUAUAAACCCCAGCCCAAGCCCAGCAAUCGCUCAUCUCAAUUUGGAAGUUUUGAAUUUUAGAGACGGAUUAUUUCGCAUGCCAGAGCCCUGGAAUGGAAUAAAAUGAUGGCAGAGGUACAAACCAGA
Messenger RNA from Tupaia belangeri chinensis (Chinese tree shrew), 695 nucleotides. It is a transcript of the gene CDC26, whose product is annotated as cell division cycle 26. Gene Ontology annotation, cellular component: anaphase-promoting complex. The record is from RefSeq and is a predicted model, not a curated record. Lineage: Eukaryota; Metazoa; Chordata; Mammalia; Scandentia; Tupaiidae. Gene Ontology annotation, biological process: anaphase-promoting complex-dependent catabolic process; regulation of mitotic cell cycle; protein K11-linked ubiquitination. The transcript has 4 exons. The coding region runs from base 318 to 629 and encodes 103 amino acids.